AACCGAUUUAUUUAAGCUCGCCAUCGCUACGUGACAUGAUGACUGUCAGAUUUUUUGCUAUUGAAUUGCAUUUCGCUUCGUUCGUUGUUUGAAGAGUUAAAGUAGAAGUGUAAUAAUAGUUUCCUGUGUUUAAAUUAUUCUUUAUUCUUACCACGAAUCGUUUUAAAACUAUUAUCUAGAUUAUCUAAAACGCAAUUAUAAAAAUGCCCAGUCAAGAAAUCGUCACCACCAAAGUUGUGGUUCAUCCCUUAGUAUUACUGAGUGUAGUGGACCAUUUUAACCGAAUGGGAAAGAUUGGCAAUCAGAAACGUGUUGUAGGUGUUCUCUUAGGUUGCUGGAGAGCUAAAGGGGUUCUUGAUGUAUCCAACAGCUUUGCAGUGCCAUUUGAUGAGGAUGACAAGGAUAAAUCAGUGUGGUUCUUAGAUCAUGAUUAUUUGGAGAAUAUGUAUGGUAUGUUUAAGAAAGUAAAUGCCCGUGAAAAAGUUGUGGGCUGGUACCACACUGGGCCAAAACUUCACCAAAAUGAUGUGGCCAUCAAUGAGCUGAUCAGGCGUUAUUGUCCAAACUCUGUUCUUGUUAUAAUCGACGCCAAACCUAAAGACUUAGGCCUGCCUACUGAAGCUUAUCAAGCAGUUGAAGAAGUACAUGAUGAUGGUAGUCCUACCACUAGAACUUUUGAACAUGUGCCCAGUGAAAUAGGAGCUGAAGAAGCUGAAGAAGUUGGAGUAGAGCAUUUACUAAGAGACAUUAAAGACACUACAGUUGGCAGCUUAUCACAGAGAAUCACUAAUCAAUUACUUGGCUUGCGUGGAUUACAUUCACAACUUACUGAAAUCAGGGAUUACCUCAUUCAAGUUGGUCAAGGAUCUUUACCAAUAAACCAUCAAAUAAUUUACCAGUUGCAAGAUAUCUUUAAUCUUAUACCUGAUAUUGCUAAUGAUAACUUCAUUGAUAAUCUUUACAUUAAAACAAAUGACCAGUCUCUAGUAGUUUAUCUUGCUGCUUUAGUCAGAUCAAUUAUAGCUUUGCAUAAUCUCAUUAACAAUAAGAUUACUAAUAGAGAUGCUGAAGAAGGAAAAAAAGAGGAUGCAAAGGACAAGAAAGAGAAGAAAGAUGAAAAGGAUGACAAAAAAACUGAGGAGAAAGUGAAAGCAGAUAAAAAGGAGAAAGAAGAAAAGAAGAAGUAAUAUAAAUCAUUAGAGUUAAGUCGUUUGUAAUACUGAAUUAU
Messenger RNA from Diatraea saccharalis (sugarcane borer), 1228 nucleotides. The record is from the annotation of a GenBank genome assembly. NCBI's taxonomy places the organism in Eukaryota, Metazoa, Arthropoda, Insecta, Lepidoptera, Crambidae.